AUGAAGCAAGCUCAAGAUCGACAAAAGAUCUAUGCCGACCUAAAAAGAAAAGAAGUGGAAUUCCAAGUGGGUGAUAAAGUUUUUGUAAAAGUUGUGCCUUAUAAACAUAUUAUGAGAUUUGGAAAGAAAGGCAAGCUCGCUCCAUGUUACAUUGGACCCUUUGAAGUAUUGGAAAGGGUAGGCCAAGUAGCUUAUAGACUUGCGCUGCCAAUGAGCAUGGAAAGAGUCCAUAAUGUUUUCCAUGUCUCUUUGUUGCGUAAGUAUGUUAGUGAUCCUUCACAUGUGCUUCAGAUGGAGGAAGUGGAAUUACAGGAUAAUUUGGCUUAUGAGGAACGCCCAGUUCAAAUCCUUGACAGAAAGGUAAAAGAGCUCAGAAACAAGCAAAUUCCACUAGUUAAAGUACUUUGGAGGAAUCACAAGAUAGAAGAAGCUACUUGGGAAAUGGAGCAAGAUAUGAGAAGUCGAUACCCGGAGCUGUUUCUAUAAUUUCGAGGACGAAAUUAUUGUAAGGGGGGAGGAAAUGUAAUA
This is a messenger RNA of Pistacia vera, 528 nucleotides long. RefSeq lists its product as uncharacterized. NCBI's taxonomy places the organism in Eukaryota, Viridiplantae, Streptophyta, Magnoliopsida, Sapindales, Anacardiaceae. The transcript has a single exon. The record is from RefSeq and is a predicted model, not a curated record. Bases 1 to 486 code for a protein of 161 amino acids.